ACACAGGCCCAGACGCGUUGUAUUGUAGCUUACUGGAUAAAUCAAAAUGAAGUUUAAGUACUCUAAAUAAAUAAAUAUUUAAUUCGUCGGUUCAUUAAAUAACAAUAGGAUUAACAUUGACUUGGAUUCGCUUUAGUUGACAGUUGUGUCUCUAGAGAUUCAUUGGUCGAUUAGUUGUACAGAUCAGGUCAUUGACGACCAUGUACAGCCGUGUCGUGCAGUGUAUACGGGGAUGGAUUUAAUGGCGGUCCUUGUUUCUAGUAUAAUAGUCAGUCUUUUGGGAUUAGUAACAAGCAGACAUGAACCCGCGGAGAAAAAGCUUCACGAACACCUAUUGGGUAAGAAGUACAGCAAGCUGAUACGACCUACUGGAAACAACUCAGUCCAACUUACUGUCAAACUGGGCAUGCGUCUGUCACAGCUACUGGAUGUGGAUGAAAAAAAUCAGAUAAUGACCACCAGCGUUUGGCUGAGGCAGGAGUGGUUAGACCUAAGACUGAGGUGGGAUCCACAAUCUUACGGAGGGAUAUCCAUGACGCACAUUCCCUCGGACUCUCUGUGGCGUCCAGACAUUAUCAUCUACAACAAUGCUGACGGUGACUUCGUGGUAACUUUACAGACCAAGGCUACGGUGUACCAUACUGGGAAAAUCAUCUGGGAGCCUCCCGUUAUCUACAAGACAUAUUGUCCCAUUGACGUAGAGUACUUUCCAUUUGACAUGCAGGAGUGUUUCAUGAAAUUUGGGUCUUGGACGUAUGAUGGACAUGAGGUGGACCUUCAACAUCUCUGUGACUCUCAGGCCGUGUUCUAUGAAGAGACAAAAGAGAAAGUGAUAGACCGAGGUAUCGAUCUCAAGGACUUCUACCAGAAUGUAGAGUGGGACAUUAUCAAUGUCACAGCUCGCCGGAAAGAAAAGUUUUACCCCUGUUGUCCCGAGCCUUAUCCAGAUAUCACAUUUAAUAUCACACUUCGUCGGCGGACCUUGUUUUACUCCCUGAAUCUGAUCAUGCCUUGUUUAUCCAUUUCAUGCUUGACUGUGUUAGUGUUCUACCUGCCAUCAGACAGCGGGGAGAAGAUCACCCUCUCCAUCUCUAUACUUUUGGCUCUCACUGUGUUCUUUCUGCUUCUCUCAGACAUUAAUCCUCCAACUUCAUUUGUUAUACCACUUAUCGGGAAAUACCUGUUGUUUACAAUGAUAGUUGUGACAAUGUCAAUCUUUCUGGCAGUCUACACUUUAGGGAUACAUUUUCGAAAACCGUCAACCCAUAGUAUGAAUCCAUGGGUAAAGCGAGUUUUCACUGAAAUUCUUCCCCGAAUAUUGUUAAUGAAGAGACCAGACUUGGACAGAAAGCCAAAAGUAAAUACACGCACUCCUAAUGGAAUAGAACUCAAACAAGCAGCAGAAGAAAACAACUCCAACGACAGUUUGCUCAACUCCCCUGAUGGAUUGCGCUGCAGGCAUCACUCUGCUGGGUCAGAAGAAAUGAGGAGGUACCCUUUGGAAGUCAGGGAAGCCCUGUCUGGGGUAAAAUUUGUGGCUGACCAUCUGAGGAGCACAGAUGCGGAUAACACGGAAGAGAGGGACUGGAAGUAUGUUGCCAUGGUGAUGGAUAGACUAUUUUUAUACAUAUUCACUACAGCAUGUAUUUGUGGAACUCUUAGCAUUUUCCUGUAUGCCCCGUCUCUUUAUGAUCCAAGGGAACCUCUUAAAACAGAUGAAGUCACAGACUGUACAUACUGAAAAGUGUCAACAUCUGAAAUAGGUCAAGGUCACAGAUAGAUGAAGUCAAAGGGUGUCAAUGCUAAAAAGUGUCAACAUCAAAUAGGUCAAGGUCAUAGAUAGAUGAAGUCAAAGGGUGUCCAUACUUAAAAGUGUCAACAUCAAAUAGGUCAAGGUCACAGAUAGAUGAGUCAUAGAUUAUACACAUUGAAAAAUGUCAACAUAUUAAAUAGGACAAGGUCACAGAUUGUACAGUACAUAUUGAAAAAAGUCAACAUCUCAUA
Messenger RNA from Saccostrea echinata, 2004 nucleotides. RefSeq names its product acetylcholine receptor subunit alpha-like 1. The coding region runs from base 233 to 1741 and encodes 502 amino acids. Gene Ontology annotation, cellular component: synapse; postsynaptic membrane; neuron projection. The transcript has 5 exons. Gene Ontology annotation, molecular function: acetylcholine-gated monoatomic cation-selective channel activity; transmembrane signaling receptor activity. Gene Ontology annotation, biological process: signal transduction; regulation of membrane potential; monoatomic ion transmembrane transport. Lineage: Eukaryota; Metazoa; Mollusca; Bivalvia; Ostreida; Ostreidae. The record is from RefSeq and is a predicted model, not a curated record.